AACAAGUAUUACUAACUUUCUGUUUUGUUUUUUCCAGAAAGUUUAAUUGUUUAUUACAGCAAUACAGAAUAAUAACAGAUAUAUCAAUGCUCAUUUUUAAUAAUUUUUUAAUUAUCCCAUGUUCUUUGAUAUAUCAGUGUCAGUUGCUGGAGCUCAUUUUUAGAAUUUUUACCCAUUAAAUAAUAGUCUUUGAAAUGCUGGAUUGCCAUUACUUUGAAUUCUUUUUUUGGACUAGUUCAUAGGAGAUUAUCUUGACUUAUGCAGAUAAUUUGCACGAAUGAAGUGAUUUACUAAUUACUAAUAAAGAUAAGUCUAUUUAAAAUUUCUAGUCGACAAGGAUAUACACUUAGUCGACCGCUGCGGAGACAGCUUGCACAAUACUGUUAGUACUUCGAUUCAAUCAAAUACUAAUCUCAACAAACAGUAAUUGCUUAUGAUAUAAUAUGAAACCAGUAAGGUAAAUGACAUCAGGAAUUUUAUACUGGUUCGGAACCAAUUUGGUAUCCUACUCCAGUCUCCUUGGGUUGCAAGGAUGUUAUCUCUUGAUCUCUUUGUAAUAUGAGUUGUGUACAGCUUGUGUGAUUUUCAACGUUCACCACCAACGUUUACAAGGUUGGUUUUCACUCACCAACAACGACCAAGGGUUGGUUUUAACACGCUCACCAACAACUCAAAAGGUUGGUUUUUACUCACUCACCAACAACGAUUCUUUGGCUUUCACUCGCUCACCAAAGUACUGAAUAAUGACACAACCUCUAAGGACACACUACCUCUCCAAUAUUUUUCAGUCUCUCUUCACUCUUUUGUGUACACAGUAAAUCUACUAAAAGUAAAUUUCAAUGCUUGUUAAGAGUAGAAUAAAGAGCUUGUAGUUGGAUAGACAAUUGUAUAGAAGGCUGCAUAUUUAAUCCUUGAUUUUGCCAAUCUUCUUAUAGUAGAGUUUUGAGAGCUGUUGUAGAUUGAUCUUUUUGAUUGAGGCCCACAAUAUUCUAAUGAUAUUUGACCCAAGAGGUGCCUCUGAAUCCUUCAUGAGAGAUGAGUUGGAUUCAUUUAAGUGCUUGCUUUCCAUACCCGAAAUCCAGGGAGUGAUUUGUGGUUAUUGCACUUGAUUUGUUUCCCUUUCUUUUUUGAUGGCUUUAAGGGAAAAAGGACAACACUCAAAUUGUCUUCCUAGAAAAGAUUGGACUAUUCCCUACCGAGACAACAUAAACUCUUCAACGCAUCCUCCUUUUUUCAACUAGUAGAUCAUGUAAAGGAUUACUUUUGCAUCGGCUCUCUCUCGUUAGGUAAUUACCGAGACGAAAGCAGCUCUCUCGGAAGUCAGUUUCCCUGCACCUCAUUAAGAUCAUAUUGGCAUACUCUCCCAAAAAAGAAAGUUCCUCUUUGCUUAGCUUGGUCUAUUCUGGCUAAGCAUUCACGGUGCCAUCCUCGUCUCUAGCUCACUCCACCUUAUUUGCUGGAGGGAGGAUACGAUUGUCGAAGCUGAAGUCAUUCAAUUCAUAUAAUUUCGCCGACUACCUAGGUUCCUAAACUUUGAAUGGAUGGCAGAGCGUAGGUGGCAACUAUUAUGUUGUGUUUCCCUUCCAUUUUGAAUCUCCUGAUUUACUGCAAUCAUGUCUAUUAUAUCGUUUCACUUUGUUUUGGAUCUCCUGAAUUACUUUUCCAACGGUUCAUUCUUUGCUUCUGACAGCUUACACCUUUUAAAUCUAAUGGAGAUUAGAUUUGACCAAAAAGAUAUUUCCAUAAAGAAGCUUUUCACAUGGGCUUUUAAAUACUACAAGGAAUUGCUUUUGGAUCUUUUUCUCCAUGUGCUAUUCAAGAACCCAUGAUUGACUUUCCAUAAUUCUUGUUUAUCAAAGAUCACUCUUCAAUCAUCUUUUCUUGUAGUUUUUCAACGUGAUUUUCUUUCCUUCUUCACUAGAUCAAUUUAUUUGCUUCUUAAAAUAUUCCAUGUUAUCUCCUUCUAAUAAAAUAUUUCUUCCUUUGUGAAAGACUUUUCCUUCUAUUGUAUCUCAAAACUUUAGUGCUCUAUUUGAUUGUGAUAGUAAAAUAAUACUAGUGACCCACGUCACAUCCGUUUGCCCAUUUGAAUCUUUUCUCAAUUCAUCCUUCCUUUAUGCUUUCCAGAUUCCAUCUUGGUUGAUGUGCCCAUUCAGUCUUGCUAGAUUAGGGGUAGAAUUCUCCUCCUCAUCUUCAUUCUUUUUACUUCUAUGAUGAUUUCAUAAAAGCUUCUUUUCCAUAUUUGUCCGGGUCUUCAUCAAAAUAAUCCUUCUUUGUAAAUGUCUUCAUUCCUGUUUUGUCCAAGUCCUUACACAACUGACAAACCUGCAUAAAAUAAAUUUACCAUAAGUAAAUGUUCUUUGAUUAAGAUAUGUUGGUUUGAUAUCGUAUGUGAAACCUUGGGGCUAACAGGACAGACACUACCAAAUAUGUGUUGUCUGUUUAUAGGGAUGCACUUGAUUCAAUGACAGAGGAUCAGUUUAUUUGGGAGCCAUAUUGUGAUGACUUAAUUGGGAGCCUCCCUGAUUUUUGUCGCCUUGGGCGAGACUUAUGGCGUGCUAGAGUCACUAUUUUUUGUUGGGACGGGGUUGAGGUUCACUUGCCUGAUCGAGUUGUGAGGCAGUUUGGGUUUAUGCAGCGGAUACCGGAUCAUUUCCAGUUUGAUGUUUUACACUUUCACCACGAUCGUAGAGGAAGGAAGAAUAAGCAUUGGGAUCAGGAACAUGCACAAUGGUUACCUUUUUGGAACCAACGACACCAAUAUGUUUAUAAUGCACCAGUCAGUCAGGGACCACUCCAAUUCGAUGACAUCUACCUUAUUUGGUUCAGACGCAUUACCCAUCUUCUUAUUGGAAAUCCAACUCAUCGUCCGCAGCGGCAUCAAGGUUAUGUGCCUAACUCGACAGCAUAUGAAGCAAUGGUGCAGCAUAUUCAUUUAAUGGUUGAUAGCGCAAAAUCCCUGGGUGAUCAGCCAACAUAUGAGGAUUUAUACAUGUUUCGGGCAAUGGUACGGGAUCAAGGGUAUAGUUGCUUGGCAUAUGUGCAUGAGGCUGAUAGAAUUCAGAUACCAGUAGAUUAUAGAAGGGAUACGAUACAGACAGAACAUUUACACCACCCUGUUCAUAGGCGAGGAAAAGGUGGUGUUGCUUGUAGGAGGGUCCGGGCUGUUGAGAGGGGACGAGAGCCUGCUGCAAGGAUGGAAGCGGCAGGAAACAUUAGAUGAUCAUGAAGCCUAUGUUGAUCCGACAACCUCUAAUGAUCAGGCAGCACCUGAUUAUGAUAUUGGAUCCACUUCAGGGAUGCACAAUCAGGAUGACAGUCAGGCAUCAAGUAUGACAUAUCAGAACAUAGACACUCAGAUUGUGCCAUACAUGACGCCACAGACUCCUCAAUAUUCUGCGAAUCCGCAUUUUUCAUCAGUUGCGGAUGUCUAUGCUAAUUUUCGGGCUGAACAAUUUGAGCAUGCUCCACAAUUUAAUUCGUCGCCUGUGCCACUAUCUAUUGAGCUUCCUGGUGUUGUUGGUGAGGGUGGUAUAGAUGAUAUUAGUUUGGAAGAUGCUAGCGACGAUAUAGAACGUAACGAUUUAGAUGAUGCCAACGACUAUGUAGAUGGUAACAAUUUGGAUGAUGCGAACGAUGAUGGAGAUACAAGCCAUGCGUCUGUGACUAUUUGGCCUGCUGGACUAUUGCAGAGGCCGAGGCGUAAUAUUAAGCAUACACGUUGUAGGACUGGGAGUCACUAUAUUUACAAGCACUGACGUAGGAAUGGACCAUUGAUCGCUCCAAUUAUCAUUUCAGGGCAUCAGUUUAGUAUGGGCAGCCUAUAUCAAGCUGCUGCAGAAGAAUACCUACAUGCCUACAAGCUUCUUCCUGAUAGUCCAUUUGUUAAUCAAGCUGAUACAAGGCAUAUCAUUUUUGUUCAAGUAUCUAAAACUUUGUGGAGAAACUUAUAGACACAUCUUGUGCCUUAUUAUAGGUGUACUCUAUUUUGUGUAUAGCAACUGAACAAGUGAAGAGCUAGAUUAUAUUCUGUAAUUUAUUUUGCGUAGAGCACAUGAACAUAAAAUUGUGUUCUGCACUCCAUUAGGCAUUAGCUAUAACAAGUUCAGUUUUUUCCCACUUUAA
Nicotiana tabacum (common tobacco) is the source of this 4125-nucleotide messenger RNA. Lineage: Eukaryota; Viridiplantae; Streptophyta; Magnoliopsida; Solanales; Solanaceae. The record is from RefSeq and is a predicted model, not a curated record.